CAUUAUAACCAACGACCUGGUAUUCUCGACUGAUUAUUAUCUAAACAACGACAACAAGAAGCAUUACUCCUAAUAAAUCGACAAUGAUCAACCAAACGAGAAAAAUAUUGUGUUUCUUGCUGCUGAUUGCCACUCUGCUUUCCGCGGACGCAGCAACAUCGACGGUAUGUUCCAUGAAUUGACACGUUGUGUCUGUGGGGAGUGUGUCAUGGUGCCGGUUUCUCUUUCCUUGUCUCGAAUGCUUUCUGAUGAAUCCUGGGCACAUGACAGAGAGACCUUCAGUGCGUAUGAGUGCAUACCAAUACUGAUGUAAAAGUCUWUAUAUUUCGUUGAUUCGUUCGUUUUUUUCAAUUUAAUUCGCAACACACUUUGAUCAUCACAAURCCGAACACAAUUGUCACACAGAAAGAGAAAAUCUUGGCCGAUCGAGCAAAGCGCGUCGUUCACUUGGAGCAUUCCAUGGCACAGGUACAGAAACAACUCGACGAYCACCGAAGCCGUAAGAAAAGAUACCCCGCAAACCGUGUGAAAUCUUUGGAAAGCCGACUGGCUUCUUACAAGAGCCAGAUAUACGACUACUCCAGAGACCUGACUGAKGAGGAACUCGAAGAMCUAGUUGUGAAUCACCCGGAGCUUUAGAUUGAUCCAGUGCCAUGUAUUGCUGCACAAUCMAAUCCGUGGCAGCAGCAUCAAUUUUUGGUGUAUUAUUUGUGUCCCGUCCAUCUAUUGGGAGACUUCGAGGGGAAAAACUUACAAGAGUAGGAUGUACGAAUUUCAUUGGAUGRCAGAAUCGAAUAUACACUUGUCAUGAUGUUUUCUGGGCGUUUCGCAGAUCUGAGAUUUUCGAUUUCGAAACCAUUGACGAGAGGCAAAACACUAUAUUGGAUUGCGCACCAAUGCGACGUGCACAUACAAUUCGAACGAAACUAACCAAACAAUGUUAUAAUGAAGUACAAUACAACAAGUUAAGAAGGGCAAUAUAUCGAAGUAUGAUUCUCUGUUAGGACAUGCUGUUCCUGGUCACACAUUCACUGACAYUUGUUGAAAAUAUGAAUCCUCUACAGUUGCUGUGUGCUUGUCACCGAAUUCCUAUCGAUUGUGCUUUGGAACGUGGCCGAUGUACGUCGUUUGUAUGCCAAGGCUAUGUCGCAAGGCACCACUAUCUGGACUCUCGUACCUACACUYAGAWUUCGAUUCAAAAUUACCCUUUUCAUCAACGAUGAACUACUACAGUGCAGUUGCACCUAWGGGUCAUAGAUCAYGUGCGCGCYCCAAGUAGUCUGUUGACUGCAUAACAUUUGUUGUGCGUUUGGUAUGUCAGGAAGAACAUGAUAGCAUUUUGUGCAGAKUUUCAAUAGUAACUCUAUGUACCUUCUACCUGGACCACUGUCCAGAAUCAACAGGACUGGUCUGCCUGAAAUAUCCUCCUCAGCUGCAUCCAGAAAAGAUAGCUUCAUUACAUUGUCUUCAAUAGAUUCAUUCCAGCUAUUUUGUUACAGUUUGCAGUGAUGCCAUUUUCAACUGGUCUAAUGCAACCAUAGACACACUCACUUUG
This is a messenger RNA of Pseudo-nitzschia multistriata, 1555 nucleotides long. The record is from the annotation of a GenBank genome assembly. NCBI's taxonomy places the organism in Eukaryota, Bacillariophyta, Bacillariophyceae, Bacillariales, Bacillariaceae.